UGUUGAGGGGAAACGUCCCUAAACUAACCUAAACCACCUUUAAUCUUCCCUGGAUCUUCACACCAUGAGCGCAAAAAUCUUCAUUCUUCUCCUGGUUUGUCUCCUCAUGGUAGACACUGGGGUAAAGGCUCAUGACGGCAGGAUAAAACUCUGUGGUCGUGAGUUUGUCCGGAUGGUGAUCUCAUCGUGUGGAAGCUCCCGACUGAGGCGCCACGCUCCUGAACUCGAAGAGGCCCACAGGGACAUCUACAGUGACCUCCUCGACCACAUGAGCAGUGACCAGUCUCCCAGCUCAGGCAACUGGGAGGAUCAGCAGCAGCAGCAGCAGCAUCAGCAGCAGGAGUGGACACUCGAACAUGCAGUUUCCACUGACCAGCGUAGGACCCCACUACAGGGAACUGGGGCACCACUACAGGGCACUGGGACCCCACUACAGGGCACUGGGACACCACUAGAGGGCACUGGGGAGCUGGAGGUCCAGCGUGUCCGCCGAGACACUGGCCCAGCAGGGCUGUGCUGUCGGUCAGGCUGCACUAUCAGCGAGCUGGUGCAGUUUUGUUGAGAUCCUAUGAUCUUCAGUAAAGUGGUCUACGUGUUUUAUUUAAUUCAGCUAUUUAAUUUAAGCAUUUAUUGCUAGAUGGAAGAUUAUGAGAUGCUUCUGACUGUUAUCUACUGAAGCUUGAAACCAGCACACCAGACAUCUUGUCACUUAGAUGUAUGCCACUUGGAGGUUUCUGUUCAAAAGAUCACUGUGGUUGGGAAUGGCUUCUUGACUAUACAGUUUGUGGCUUGUUUUUUUUUUCAAACACCUUGCUGUGUUCAUUUCAGGUCAUGGUACAAUAAAGCUUGGAGAGUUAA
Molecule: messenger RNA, 858 nt
Organism: Clupea harengus (Atlantic herring)
Lineage: Eukaryota; Metazoa; Chordata; Actinopteri; Clupeiformes; Clupeidae
Gene: insl3
Product: insulin like 3
Biological process (GO): positive regulation of feeding behavior
Cellular component (GO): extracellular region
Molecular function (GO): G protein-coupled receptor binding; hormone activity
Source: RefSeq, a predicted model, not a curated record